Culicoides brevitarsis is the source of this 1290-nucleotide messenger RNA. Its product is annotated as developmentally-regulated GTP-binding protein 2. The transcript is spliced from 2 exons. The coding region runs from base 105 to 1196 and encodes 363 amino acids. Gene Ontology annotation, molecular function: GTP binding; GTPase activity. Gene Ontology annotation, cellular component: cytoplasm. The record is from RefSeq and is a predicted model, not a curated record. Gene Ontology annotation, biological process: cytoplasmic translation. Lineage: Eukaryota; Metazoa; Arthropoda; Insecta; Diptera; Ceratopogonidae.
UGAGACUGACAGCUGAUUCGUCGUCACGUUUGUGUUUUUGUCAUCAAUUUGCAAAAAUUUCGCGAAAUUUAGUAAAAAAACGAGCAUAAGAGCCUUCUUGCACGAUGGGUAUCCUCGAGAAAAUCCAAGAAAUCGAACGGGAGAUCAAUCGAACGCAAAAGAACAAAGCUACUGAAUACCAUCUCGGCUUAUUGAAGGCCAAACUAGCGAAAUACCGGUCACAAUUGCUAGAGCCCUCAAAAAAGGGUGAAAAGGGCGAAGGUUUUGACGUACUCAAGUCUGGAGACGCUCGUGUGGCUCUAAUUGGAUUUCCUUCUGUCGGUAAAUCAACGCUUCUCAGUACUCUGACAAAAACCGAGAGUGAAGCGGCGAACUAUGAGUUUACAACGCUUACCUGUAUCCCCGGCGUUAUCGAGUACAAAGGCGCCAACAUUCAAUUGCUCGAUUUGCCGGGUAUCAUUGAAGGAGCUGCCCAAGGCAAAGGUCGCGGUCGUCAAGUUAUUGCCGUUGCCCGUACUGCGGAUCUCGUACUGAUGAUGCUCGACGCCACAAAGCCAAAUGUGCAUCGCGACUUGUUGGAACGCGAAUUGGAGUCUGUCGGCAUCCGGUUGAACAAGAGCAAGCCGAAUAUUUAUUUCAAACAGAAGAAAGGCGGCGGCUUAUCGUUCAAUGCAACGUGCGCCCUCACAAAGUGCAACGAGAAAAUGGUCCAGACGAUUCUGCAUUCGUGGAAGAUUUUCAAUGCGGAAGUGUUGUUCCGCGAGGACUGCACCGAGGAUGAAUUUAUCGAUGUCGUGACGGCAAAUCGCGUGUAUCUGCCCUGCUUGUAUGUCUACAACAAAAUCGAUCAGAUUAGCAUCGAGGAGGUGAAUCGACUGGCGCGCCAACCGCAUUCCGUCGUCGUUUCGUGCAACAUGCAUCUCAAUUUGGACUACCUGCUGGAAGUUUUGUGGGAUUAUUUGCAAUUGAUUCGCGUCUACACGAAAAAGCCGGGAGUCAUGCCCGACUUCGACGAUGGCCUUAUCUUGAGAAAGGGUGUUACAGUAGAGCACGUUUGUCAUGCCAUUCAUCGCACGUUGGCGGAGCAGUUCAAGUAUGCGUUAGUUUGGGGAAAAUCCACGAAAUUCGAUCCGCAAAGAGUCGGAAUCAGUCACGUAAUGGCCGACGAAGAUGUCAUUCAAGUUGUUAAGAAAUAAUAAAAAAAAAUAUUUUAGGAACUAAAGAAAAGAUCUUUAAAUGUUACUUUUUUUGUAAUUUGCAUCGAGAUUUAAUAAUAACAUUAAAUAAUUA